This is a messenger RNA of Leguminivora glycinivorella, 1814 nucleotides long. RefSeq names its product synaptic vesicle glycoprotein 2B-like. Gene Ontology annotation, cellular component: membrane. NCBI's taxonomy places the organism in Eukaryota, Metazoa, Arthropoda, Insecta, Lepidoptera, Tortricidae. Gene Ontology annotation, molecular function: transmembrane transporter activity. Bases 58 to 1590 code for a protein of 510 amino acids. The record is from RefSeq and is a predicted model, not a curated record. The transcript is spliced from 11 exons. Gene Ontology annotation, biological process: transmembrane transport.
CUGCCGAAAGAAACGGUCAUAUUUUCGUUUUAUUUGAGGAACAAUUAAAUAUUAAAUAUGAGUGAAAAGUUACAUAAAGUUCCUUUUGAAGAUGCUCUGGAAAUGACAGGUUUCGGGAAAUACAACUUGCUCAUAGGCGUUGUAUGCAGUUUCAUGAUCAUUGGCAUGGCCUUCGAGAGUCUGUCUGUCAGCUACUUGGUACCCGCUAGCGCUUGUGAACUGGAGACCAGUACUGUGCAUCAAGGGUUCAUGGCUGCAGUUCCCGUUAUAGGUAUUCUUGCCACGUCGCACGUCUGGGGCUACUUAGCCGACAUGCGUGGGCGCCGCAAGAUCCUUCAGCUAUCUCUUGUGCUCGGGUUUAUCACGGGCGCACUGGCCGCUUUCUCGCCUCACUGGAUUGUCUUCUGCAUUCUUAAGUUCCUGUCAUGCACUUCAGUCUCAGGGACGUUCGCACUUGCCUUCACGUUACUGGGAGAGACCACGCCACGCACCAAACGUAACAUGGUUAUAUUGAUGGCCAGUAGUAUCUACCUACUCUCCACUGGAGUUAUGGCAAUAUUGACCAUCCCAGUUCUCCCACUGACAUUCUCCUACUACGUCCCAUAUCUUGGCAUCUACCUCAACUCCUGGAGACUCCUGAACAUCAUCUACAGCCUGCCGUGUGCAAUAGCCGCAAUAGUCAUAGCACGGGUGGACGAGAGCCCGAAGUACCUGCUUACUAUGGGACUAGCGGACGAAGCUUUAAGUGUCAUCAAGCGCAUGUAUGUUGUGAAUACUGGGAAAGACCUGGAGACCUUUGAGGUAAAAUCGAUCAUUUUGAAUGAGGAUGCUACUUCUGGAUCACAAUUCCUGUCACUUUGGGCAUCAGUGAAGGCACAAACGUUGCCCUUAGUAAAGCCACCAUUGCUGCGAAACACUAUUCUGCUCUCCAUCAUGUACGCGUUGAUUUAUUUCUGCAUACAUCCUUACAUCGUGUGGUUGCCCUUCAUUGCUGACGGAUUCAUGAAGUCUAUCGAUAAAGGCGAGACUGGCCUCACUAUUUGCCAAAUGCUGCGAUCAGCGCAUACUUCUCAAAAUCAAUCUUUAGGUGUAAUCGAAGAGGUUCAAGACUGUACCCUGAAUCAAUUUGCUAUGAUGAUCGUGCUCAUCAAUGGAUGUGUUCUCGGGAUGAUGAAUUUCGUCAUGAGUGGACUGAUCAAUUUGGUAGGAAGAAAGAGGCUGCUUAUUGCUGUUCAAAUAAUAACCGGAACAGCAGGCGUUUGCAUUAACUUCAGUAGUUCCUGGGCCGCCACGUCCGCCAUUUUCAUGGCUUUCAUCGCCAACUGCCUUAACUUCGCUGUCCUCACUACUUUCAGCGUGAACAUCUUCCCGACAUAUCUCAAAGCAAUGGCAGUAUGUUUAACCCUGAUGGUGGGCCGAACCUGUGCCUUCUUCGGCAUCAACAUUCUCAAGCAGAUGCUGAUCAGCGACUGCGAACUCUCCUUUUACAUGUUUGGAGGAUUGACUAUCGUGGGCGGGAUAUUAGGAUUUCUGCUGCCAGGCGAUGAACAACAACACAAACAGAAACAAAAUAGAGCCCCAGAAACUUGAAAGGACUCACAAUAAAAUUAAAUUAUCCAUAUUGCAAGAGUGCAUGAAAUAAGAUCCAUAGAUUUUGGAAGACUACCCUUGAAUCUUCCAGGGUCCAAAUGUCCUAGUACUGGACACGGUUCCAGUGGUUGACAUUUUGAACCCACAUUUAGUGCCGAAAAUUUUACUACCUACCUAACUUUAUGAUUUCGUACAAAUCGAUUAUGACAUUACAAUAUAAUAUU